This is a messenger RNA of Vicia villosa (hairy vetch), 885 nucleotides long. RefSeq lists its product as uncharacterized. The transcript is spliced from 2 exons. NCBI's taxonomy places the organism in Eukaryota, Viridiplantae, Streptophyta, Magnoliopsida, Fabales, Fabaceae. Bases 1 to 885 code for a protein of 294 amino acids. The record is from RefSeq and is a predicted model, not a curated record.
AUGUGGGAAGCCUUCAACGCCCUUCUGGCCGUUCUGAUCUAUGGGAUCGUGAUGUUCCCUAACAUUCACAAGUUCGUUGAUCUGGCCGCUAUAUGUCUUUUUGUGGAUAAGAAUCUGGUCCCUACUUUGCUAGCUGAUACGUACUAUUCCGUUCACUCUCGAUAUGGGAAAGGAGGAGCCAUAAGAAAUUGUUUGCCGUUGUUAUGCACCUGGUUUAAGUCCCACCUACCUACAAGUGGUCCUUUUUUUACUUCUACUCAGAAAUGGCCUCAAAGGAUCAUGGGGCUUACCGGAAAUGACAUUGUCUGGUGUCCCACUGGAAUGGACGUGGAGAAAGUUAUAACUAGCUGUGACAAGCCUUUGGACAAAGAGAUAUUCGAAUCCGUUUGCUUUGAAAAGGGAACCGAUCCAAAGGGUCUAGAAAAAGUGAGGAGUGCCUGGAAUAGCAUCCAUACAAAUGAUCAGAUUUCUCUAGGUGAAAAGAAUGCCGUUGCCAAACAAGCCUACACAGAUUGGGUUGAAAAUAGAGUUAAAGAUCGCCUGUUGCCUUUCCCGAAGGUUAACCCAUUGUACGAGCAACCACCUAAGAUUCCAAUUGCCACUGUGCCUGCUGAGAAUCGUAUCCAGGUAGAUAUGGAAUGCACCCAAUUGCACGAAAAGAAGUCGGAUGCGCAACCGAAACAUUGUCUUGUGGAACAGAAAAGAGUUGAGUUGACACACGAAGCCAAAAUGCUGAAGGGAGGAUCUUCCAGAGUUCAAAAGAGGGCUAGAACGGAAAAAGGUGAAAGACAUACUACUGUUAUUGUCGAGGAUCACCAGAAGAUCCUAAAAAGGGCCAUGAAAGAGGUAGAAGAGAAACUCAAGCGAGAGUACCGAGAAGACUAG